This is a messenger RNA of Colias croceus (clouded yellow), 3693 nucleotides long. It is a transcript of the gene Reps, whose product is annotated as ralBP1-associated Eps domain-containing protein 1. The coding region runs from base 193 to 2322 and encodes 709 amino acids. The transcript has 5 exons. Gene Ontology annotation, molecular function: calcium ion binding; protein binding. NCBI's taxonomy places the organism in Eukaryota, Metazoa, Arthropoda, Insecta, Lepidoptera, Pieridae. Gene Ontology annotation, biological process: endosomal transport; endocytosis. The record is from RefSeq and is a predicted model, not a curated record. Gene Ontology annotation, cellular component: cytoplasm; plasma membrane.
CCCGGGAACAUCGGGCAGCUGUCAAUGACAUAUUCGUUUGCUUCGUGUAAAUUUGUGAAGUUGAAAUUUUCAACCCAUUUAUUUAUUAGUGAAUAUGGUUUAUAUCAACAGAUAAUGAGUUUUUGUAUUUUGUGGUUUAAAGGCAACUAACUGUAUAAGUGAAUAAGAUUAAAUAGUUGUGAAUACUUUAUAAUGGAGGAUCUCAAUUUGACAGAAACCGAGAUGAGAUAUUUCGGUGAUUUGUUUUUAUGUUGCGAUGAGGAAUCCAACGGGAAAAUACCGAUUCUUAAAGCUACAGAACUUUUUAGAUCAUCGAAUAUACCUAAUGAUAUACUAAGACAGAUCAUGGAUAUAAGUGUGUCGCCUAAUAGUAGUUCAUCUUUAAAUCAUAUGAAUAGAAAGCAAUUUUAUUCGGCCCUAAAACUUAUAGCAGCUCAUCAAACUAAUAUGGCAUUGAAACCUGAACUGUUGUCAACACCUCUAGACCUUCCUUUACCACGGUUCACAUGGGCCCUUAACUCGGACGCCAAUGCAGACCUAAUACAGCUGUCUAACUCUCCUAAAGAGCAGCACAUUUCGAAAAGGGAAAGGAAUUUUGUUGAAAGGAGUUUAGGUGCAUAUGAACCAAUUAGAGUGUCGUCAAAUUUGUCAGACAGUGAUGUUCCUCAAACUUUAUCACAUGAUGCUACGGAAGCACUAAGUACUGACUCUGAAAUUGAAUCAGAAACAAUGUCUCAAAGGAGUGGUUCUUGUGGGAGGCGAGCGAAAAAUGGAUCACCAUGGAGUACUGCGAGUGAAAGUCCUACGCCAACCAACAGUGUGGCUGAGAGAGUACACCCAGUGUGGGAGCAUAGUGCAACUGGUCGAGGUGUCUGGCCCACCAACACUGCUGAGGAACAUACCAGACUUUUAGGCACUGAAGAAGAGUCAUCGGACCGGCACUCGUCGGACGAGGAGGCCGAGCCGGACGGUGACGUGUUCGCGAUCAGCGACGCGCAGGCGCGGCACUAUGCGAGCCAGUUUGCACAACUGCGGCCUGAACGGGGUCUGCUUUGUGGUCCUACUGCUAGAAUGUUCUUCGAGAAAUCACGUCUACCGGUUCCAGAUUUGCGUAAAAUUUGGCAAUUAGCCGACAUUACCAAAGAUGGAAUGUUAACCUUGGAGGAAUUUAGCAUAGCAAUGCAUCUCAUAGUAUUGCGACGAAACGAUAUACCAGUGCCAGAUGUGUUGCCAGCUUGUUUAGUACCCAAGGUGGACUCGCAUUUCUCCCAGCAAGCAAUAACAACGGACCUCGUCGACUUAGGCGCAGAUAUGUUCAAUUCCGGCACUUCCGCUGAUUUCAAUUUCGCACCAAAACCAGAAAGCAAUGAUCCCUACGAGAGCAAGUCAGUGAAGAAGAUGGAAGAGAGGCCGCCUUCUCUCUCGCCACCGAAACCGGAGCCGCAAGCUAAUAACAAGGAGUGGACCAAAUUCGUCGACUCGCCAACCUUCAGCGUUUCCAGUCCGGGCCCGAAACCAGUGAAUUUCGACUUUCACAAAUCCGCUCUAGAAAAAGAUCCUAAAAUUUUCCACCCGGUCGCUUUGAGGGUAACGCCUGAAGCGAACACUCUGCCCCACGAAGGUGACUUGCGUUCGAGCACGUCUCCGCGCCGCGAUGAUAUAUCCCACGCUUUCGAACUCACAAGUCCGAAACGAGUCAAUUCCCAGAACGAGCAAUCGUCGAAUGGAAAUUCAGAAAUUAAAUCCAUCCAGCGUCCGCAACCUAAAAAGCCCGUGAAGAGCGCUGGAGUUCUCCCGCCGCCGCCCGCGCGGGAAUCGUCCGUGCACGCCGAUGACGGGCCGCAGUCUCUACAAUAUGCGCCUAAAAAGGAUCCACCGCCGCCACCUCCUCCGCGACCGAUACGGAAUCACACCCGUUCGAGCUCCUUGGACUUGAACAGGUUCAAAGGAGCCGCGCCACCGCCACAACCGCCGCCCAGAAUGUCGCCUUCUGCCACAUCACCACCGUCUCGCCGUCUAGUGAACCAGAAGAGCGAGGGCGAGCCGGCGUUCCCUCCAGACGCGUUCGCGCCGCGCGAGUACGAGGGCGAGGGGUUCGGGUACAACCGCGAGGACGCGCCCAAGAUGCACGGCGCGUUCGAGGUGUACCGCAAGCCGUCGCGCGAGGCGGCGGGCGAGGCGGACCCCGACGUGAAGGCGCUGCAGGAGCAGAACGCCGUGCUGCACCGCGUGUGCCGCGCGCUGUGCGCCGAGCUCGCCGACGUGCAGCGCGAGCGCGAGGGCCUGCGCGUGCGCCUCGACGCGCACUCCACCCCCGUCUAGUCACCGCCCCCGCCACCACAUAUUUAUUCUCCUGUGUCUGUACAUAGACGUAUUCCAUGUAAUCAUUCGAUCGAUAUAGGUAAUCUCAUAUUUUGUUCGUCUUACGAUCGUAUUUAUGUUAGGUUCUAUCGUUGUACGCGAUGUCGCCGCGGACCUAAAUUAUUAACUCGUGUCGGAUUCGGUUCGAUCUUUCGUUAUAUAUUGAUUUUCGAUAUUCGGAUUUUUGAAUUCUGCUCUGCUAUUCAUAAAAGAGGCUAUAUUUUAAAUAAUAAAUACUUGCUAACGAGCACUAUUUAAAUUAACGACUAAAAGCUGCAACGAUUCAAAAUGUCUUUUCUGCUUUUUAUUGGAUCGAGUUUCGUGCGCUUACCCAUAUACUUUUUCGUGUAACUGUCGCUCUAUAUUUGGCCAUAGGUAAUAUUCGCCAAAAUAUAAUAAUUUUUAUCCUUUUGAUAGAUAGUGAAUUCGGUUCGAUAAAAUCUACCUCAAAAUUUUUAAAUAACGAGAUUAAUCUUUCAGCUAAAGCUACGCCAAUGUAGACGGAUAUUUUAAUAUUAACGUUUAAGAGUAUUUUUAUUAUAAUUAGUACAAUGGAUCUAGUAAUUCUGUGAAAUAACUAAAUAUUUCUUUGAUGAAUAUUAAUUAUCAUCACGAAUAAUUUGUAGCCUUAUAGUACGAAGCUUAGCAUAAAGCAUUUAUUUGAAAAUUGACAAUUCGACGGUACAACAUUAAUUUUAUAAUAUUCAUAAUGAUUAAUUUAUGGUCUUAAAAUGAGAUCGAGGUAGAACCGCUUGCAUUGCAUUCCUUUUUUAUAUAAACGCUUUAUGAAAAUAUAAAUUUAAAAUCUUAAAAAAAUAAAUUAGAUUUCGCUAUUUGUGAAUGUUGUAUAUUAUGAAAUAACAUAGGUGUUGUAUAAAUGGAACGGACUAAGGAAAGAAGACUAUGUGAUGUGUUUUACACAAGAUUGUUAUUCUUAUGUAGAUAGAUAAUAUUUGUCAUCUGAAAAAGUUUUAAAAUUUUUGAGCUGGCAACAUUUUAUGCUAUCCUUGCUAGCGAUCGUUAGCUUAAGUAUAUAAAAAUAGUAUAUAGAGUUAUGGAGUGUGAACAUGAGUUGUAUAAUAUAUUAAGAAUAUUAUAAAUGCAAAUUUGUUUUAAAUGUACACCAUCUUCGUGUAAAUACUUUUAUUUUUUCCGAAUGCGUUGUCAUUUGUAUCUUAAAGCUUUAUUACACACAAAUCUAUAUUUCGGUCCAAUUUUUGUAAUACUAAUGUUCACCAUUAUAUUUACCUAUUUAUGUUUCGUAUAAAAUAUACAGUAAUGCAUAUUAUUAUAGUAGUUAAACUAUGUAUAAUAAAAUUAUUUGAAAAUUAA